CUGACACUACAAAUGCCUGAGAUUCGAGUAGUUCCUCUUGGAGCUGGACGAGAUGUAGGCAGAAGUUGUAUUUUGGUAUCUAUCGCUGGAAAAAAUGUGAUGUUGGAUUGUGGCAUGCAUAUGGGAUUUUCAGAUGAGCGGCGUUUUCCUGAUUUUUCUUUUAUUGGAAAUGGCGAGUCGUUAACCGAAUUUCUUGAUUGUGUGAUUAUUACUCAUUUUCAUUUGGACCAUUGCGGUUCACUUCCGCACAUGAGCGAAGUUGUUGGUUAUGACGGGCCAAUUUACAUGACAUAUCCUACCAAAGCAAUAGCUCCCGUAUUGCUGGAAGAUUAUCGGAAAGUGCAGACGGAGUUCAAAGGAGAUACCAAUUUCUUUACUUCUCAGAUGAUCAAAAAUUGUAUGAAGAAGGUUAUAGCUGUGAAUAUCCAUGAGAAGAUAGAUGUGGAUAACGAACUGUCAAUACGAGCAUUUUAUGCUGGUCAUGUGCUCGGUGCGGCUAUGUUUCAAAUCAUUGUUGGUUCUGAAAGUGUUUUAUACACAGGUGAUUUCAAUACAACACCAGAUCGUCAUCUUGGAGCUGCACGUGUUGAACCAGGUCUCAGACCUGAUUUGUUAAUAUCAGAAAGUACUUAUGCAACAACCAUAAGAGAUUCAAAGCGCGCUCGUGAGCGAGAUUUCUUGAAGAAAGUUCAUACUACUGUAUCAAAUGGUGGAAAGGUCCUGAUUCCCGUGUUUGCGCUUGGUCGAGCACAGGAACUUUGUAUUUUGUUAGAAUCUUAUUGGGAACGUAUGAAUUUAAAAUAUCCUAUAUUUUUUUCUCAAGGAUUAGCCGAAAAAGCGAAUCAGUACUACCGGCUAUUCAUCAGUUGGACUAAUGAGAAAAUUAAGAGGACAUUUGUUGAACGCAACAUGUUUGAUUUCAAGCACAUUAGGCCCUUUGAGCAGUCUUUUGCUGACAUGCCUGGUCCAAUGGUACUUUUCAGCACACCAGGUGAUCUUUUUUUAAUUAUAUUUAGAAGUUGCCCGAGAAAACUAUUUGAAAAAUUUUAUUGGAAACAUAAUUUUCAUCCAGGCAAAAGCAUUCAAAACAGUAGAAUGUAUGUCUCCUUUUUAUUAGGCAUGUUACAUGUGUUUGCAAAAUGGUGUUCAGAUGAGAAAAAUUUGAUCAUAAUGCCAGUUGGAGCUAAAGUGAUUGCAGGGGCAAAAAAAAUUGAAAUCAAUAUUAAUUUGGGAGUAGAAUAUAUGUCAUUUAGUGCACAUGCCGAUGCCAAAGGCAUAAUGCAGCUAAUUCGUGAUUGUCAACCAAGACAUGUAAUGUUUGUGCAUGGCGAAGAUGUCAAAAUGGAGUUUUUGAAAGAAAAAGUAGAAAAGGAAUUCAAUCUUAAAGUGUUCAAACCCGCAAACGGAGAAACAGUUGUCAUUGAAACCCCCCUAAGUGUAUAUCUUGAUAUCCCCAUGAAAAUAUUAGAUAGAUGUAUUGAUUUAGACCCAACACCAAGCAAACGUGCAUGUCCUUUUCGCGCUUUUUUGGUUAUGGAUAAACAGAAUAACCAAUUAGAAGUGAUAACACCUGAAACAGCAGCUCGACAUUUGAACUCUUCGUUACAUACCAUUGCUUUUAGUGAAAUAAUUGAAGUUGAAGAAGUGAAUUGGAAGCUAUUCGCAACAAAACUACGAAUAUUUGAUCCUAAUUUGCAGAUAAAAGAGGACGGGAUAGAGAUGUUUAAUGGUGAAAUUAUGCUAACAACAGUUCCAGAAAAUUCGAAGCAGAUGGAAGUAAUCUGGGAUGACAUACGCGAAGAUUGGUCGAAAGAAAUUAUUAAAACACUAAAAAAUAUUUCUUCUGGCUCUUUAUAG
Molecule: messenger RNA, 1857 nt
Organism: Thelazia callipaeda (thelaziosis nematode)
Lineage: Eukaryota; Metazoa; Nematoda; Chromadorea; Rhabditida; Thelaziidae
Source: the annotation of a GenBank genome assembly